Aureobasidium subglaciale EXF-2481 is the source of this 3883-nucleotide messenger RNA. RefSeq lists its product as uncharacterized. The coding region runs from base 310 to 3732 and encodes 1140 amino acids. Gene Ontology annotation, molecular function: protein binding; guanyl-nucleotide exchange factor activity. The record is from RefSeq and is a predicted model, not a curated record. Gene Ontology annotation, cellular component: plasma membrane. Gene Ontology annotation, biological process: Ras protein signal transduction; positive regulation of GTPase activity. NCBI's taxonomy places the organism in Eukaryota, Fungi, Ascomycota, Dothideomycetes, Dothideales, Saccotheciaceae. The transcript has 5 exons.
CACAUCUCGCCCAUUCUUACCGCAGUCCCUCUUUACGUUAGCGACUUCUCGAAAGCGUCCAGCCGAGAGAUCUUCAGGUGACCUUUACUGAAGUCUCAUACCCUUGAACUCUCGACCCCUCGCGACAGCCCCGGCCUCGACCGAAUUCCCUCGACGCCGAUCUCCACGACAACACAAAGUCACGCCCGCAGCAUACAAGCUCUCCCGACCACGCCUUAGGCUUCAACAGGCUUCAGCACUUCGACCAACUACACGGCUCUGACUUGAUCGCGAGACGCCGCAGGGCGUGUUCCCUCGGUGAAUGCCAACAUGAAUGGCCUCGCGUCCUCUCCAAUGGGCACCAUGUAUGUGCGCGCACUCUACGACUACGAUGCCGACGAUCGCACCAGUCUGAGCUUCCGACAAGGCGACAUCAUCCAGGUCAUCACACAACUCGAGAGCGGCUGGUGGGAUGGCAUUAUACGCGGCGUACGAGGAUGGUUUCCCAGCAACUACUGCGAGCUCAUCGCCCAGCCUCAGGACGUGCCCGCCCAACCUGCUCGCAUGUCCGAGGCCCAUGCUCAUGCUCAUGUCCAUGCACACACUCAUCCUCACGCGCACAAUCACAUGGAAGAAGUGGCUCCCGACUCCUCAUACCGUCAUGUCGACACAGCGCCCGACAGCCAGGAGGAGGCUGCCUUCUGGAUACCACAAGCCACGCCGGACGGCCGCCUCUUCUACUUCAACACCCUGACCGGUGUCAGCACCAUGGAGCUACCGCUGGAGAAUCCCGCCCAACACGCCGAACCAGGCCCACACGACCGAUACCACGUCCUGCAGCCCGACCAAUCGCGCCCUCCACCCGAGAUGCUCGCACGUGGCUAUGAGCGUGCCGAGUCCGAAGCUGACUACGAAUCCGCGAGCGAGGCCGACAUGACUCGCUCGAGGACUUCUUUGCGCAAUCGAGGCUCCUAUGUCUCAAACACUCUGUCUCCCGCAACUUCGUCCGAAUCCCUCAGAAACACUUCUCCUCUCACCAGAUCACGCAACAAUGUCGCCGACAUGUCCAACUCGUCUUACGUCCAUCAGUCCCACACCUCCAACGGUACCGCAAUGACUUCUUUCAUGAACAGCCCCAUGACUCCGGCACAGAAGGAUGGUUUGAUCAUCUCACGCCGCUGUUUCGACGACUCUCAGACGGUCCUGCUCACCUGGAAUACCCUGGUCGAAGACAUGCGCCGCGCCGUCCAGCGCUAUCGGGAAUCCAUUGACAACAGCUACAAGAGCGAGUUUGUAAAAAGAGCAGAGGACAUAUCAGACCACCUUCGUCUUCUCCUCGCCGCCGGCUCCGGUACCACCGACAACCACUCUGGCAACCCAUCUGUCAUCUCGACUAACAAAGCCCUCUAUCCUCACUUCAGAGAGAUGAUGUCGAGCUUCUCCAAGUUGGUGCUUUCCUCUCAUUUCGCCGCUGCAGACUUUACAACUCCCGACUCGUAUUCAAAAUGCCUACAGGAGGCCGAGGGCUUGUUGCAUGGUGUUUAUGGUUACGUCGAAGUCGCACGUCAACAACGCGGCGAGGAGAUUCCACGCCUCACGCCCGGCUUCGUGUCGGGAAUUCGCUCAGGUGCAAGCUGGCAGAACAAUGGCCUGGUCCUCGGCGAUCCGUCUGCUGCGUCACAACCUUUCCUUCAACAAGACACGGAUUCGCUUAUUGAGCCAAACGUUCAUCUUGACCAGGUCUUGUUGGAGCGCAUGGAAGACCUGAAGAAAAACGUCUCGAUCAGCAUACGUCGUCUGGAGAAGCACCUCGUUUUUGACGAGAGGUUGGUGACACCCAAGAAGCAUAAGAAAGUCAGUCAAGCAAUCACCGAAGACGCCAUACAAGUGGUCCAAGCCUGUCGACCGUACUCGGCUGUCGUCGAAAGUAUCAACUUGGCCCCGCUUGGGUCAACUUUCAAGAAUCCUCAAAUCAUCGACUUCAGCACAUGGAAGCAAAAGUUCUACGACAAUGCCUCGGAGCUUGUAGUUGCCUGUCAGACAGUGGCCAGUCCGCUAAGCGACGAGUGGUCUGAUCAUAGAGGAAGUUCGCUAGAGGACCGCAUCUCCCACGCCAGACUUGUUUCGCGCGAGCUCGACAAUUCAUCAACUCAAGUGCAUUUCAAUCUGCAAAUGUUGGCUGAGAUGAUGCCGCAAGAUUCUGCUGCAAUGUCAAACGAGGACCAUCGUAUCAAUGACAAUGCGUAUCCCGAGGAGCCUAGAGGAGCAUCGACCCUGAGGGGCAAGCCCAAUGGUCUGGGCCCUGCAAAGAGUUUCGUAGAAGGUCCCGAGCCCACCGUCGAGACUCCGCGUCUUGCAGACAAUUCGAAGCUGAAACGCUUCUUUGGAGAAGUUCCGGCUCCGAUCCAGCAAGAGGAUGUCCCAGAUUUCCUCAAGCUUGAUCAUGAAGGCGAGAUUGCCUACGACAACAAAGUGCAUCCUGCUCAAUUGCGUGGUGGAACGUUGACUGGUCUGGUCGAACAGUUGACACGACAUGAUCGCCUAGAUUCGCCAUUCAACAAUACGUUCUUGCUGACAUAUCGAUCCUUCACAUCUGCGAGCGAGCUGUUUGAAAUGUUAGUAAAGCGAUGGAAUGUGCAACCUCCUUAUGGCCUGAACCCUCUUGACCUCGAAACUUGGGUCAACAAGAAGCAGAAGCCAAUCAGAUUCCGUGUGGUCAAUAUUUUGAAGAGUUGGUUUGACAACUACUGGAUGGAAGAGAACAGCGAGGCGAACCAACAACUUAUGCAGAGAGUGUAUUCGUUCGCGAAAGAGACAGUCGCAUCUGGCAGUACCCCUGGCGCAGGUCCCUUGAUGACAGCUAUCGAACAGAGAAUGCGCGGACAUGACGCCCCUGGCAAACGCCUAGUCCUGACCUUGAAUUCGGAGAAAACACCUACACCGAUCAUCCCAAAGAACAUUAAGAAGCUGAAGUUCCUUGACAUUGAUGCUCUGGAAUUCGCCAGACAGCUCACCAUCAUCGAGUCAAGAUUGUAUUGCAAAAUCAAGCCUACUGAGUGUUUGAACAAAACUUGGCAGAAAAAGCUUGCACCGAAUGAGCCUGAUCCAGCUGCUAAUGUCAAGGCUUUGAUUUUGCAUUCUAACCAACUCACCAAUUGGGUCGCUCAGAUGAUCCUGACCCAGGCCGAUGUGAAAAGACGCGUGAUUGUCAUCAAGCACUUUGUCGCGGUUGCAGAUAAAUGUCGCCAGCUUAACAACUUCUCUACCCUCACAUCAAUUAUAUCAGCGUUGGGUACAGCACCCAUCCACCGCCUGGGUCGCACGUGGGCUCAAGUCAACCAGAAGACCCAAGCAACUCUUGAGGUCAUGCGAAAGUUGAUGGGAAGCACCAAGAACUUUUCGGACUACAGAGAGACUUUGCACAAGGCUGACCCGCCUUGCAUUCCGUUUUUUGGUGUUUACUUGACCGAUCUUACUUUUAUCGAGGAUGGUAUUCCCUCGGUCAUUAAGAAGACCAAUCUUAUCAAUUUCGCCAAGCGUAGUAAGACUGCAGAGGUCAUUCGCGACAUUCAACAAUAUCAGAAUGUUCCCUAUCCGCUGCAGCCUGUACCGGAGCUUCAGGAAUAUAUCCUCACAAAUAUGCAAACAGCAGGCGAUGUACAUGAGAUGUAUGAUCGUAGUUUGGCGGUUGAGCCUAGGGAGCGGGAGGAUGAGAAGAUCGCCCGAUUACUUUCCGAAUCGGGUUUCCUGUGAUCUCCACAAAAAGCAUUGUCCAAACAGACGUAUGCGCAAAGUUAAGUAUAAAGACUCGGAACCGGAGUAUUCCAUCCGGCCUUGACCCCAGCCUUGAAGACUGGUGCUGAGCAUCAGUAAAACCACAUCAAGCAAAUUUACAUACGACUUU